Molecule: messenger RNA, 1806 nt
Organism: Nicotiana attenuata
Lineage: Eukaryota; Viridiplantae; Streptophyta; Magnoliopsida; Solanales; Solanaceae
Product: probable tRNA N6-adenosine threonylcarbamoyltransferase
Exons: 4
Coding region: 98-1138 (346 amino acids)
Biological process (GO): tRNA threonylcarbamoyladenosine modification
Cellular component (GO): EKC/KEOPS complex; cytoplasm
Source: RefSeq, a predicted model, not a curated record
ACGAACAACCACUCCCUCGCUCUAAGCCCUUGUCGUCACUGCUCGUUUCACUACUAAACCCCAAUCCUCCGGCGGCGGCGUUGUUUUCCAUUUAGAUAUGAAAGAGAAGAAAUUCAUAGCCUUAGGGUUCGAGGGUUCCGCCAAUAAAAUCGGCGUAGGAGUAGUAGCACUCGACGGCACAAUCCUCUCAAAUCCACGGCACACUUACAUUACGCCGCCGGGCCACGGUUUUCUUCCGCGUGAAACCGCGCAGCACCACCACCAACACGUGUUACCCUUAGUAAAAUCAGCCCUAGAAACCGCCGGAGUAACUCCGGACGAAAUAGACUGUCUCUGCUAUACGAAAGGCCCCGGCAUGGGUGCGCCUCUGCAGGUUGCGGCGGUGGUAGUGCGCGUGUUAUCUCAGCUGUGGAAGAAACCUAUCGUUGGGGUAAACCAUUGUGUGGCCCAUAUUGAAAUGGGUCGGAUUGUAACCGGGGCGGAUGAUCCGGUUGUGUUGUAUGUGAGUGGGGGAAAUACUCAGGUUAUUGCGUAUAGUGAAGGAAGGUAUAGGAUUUUCGGGGAGACGAUUGAUAUUGCUGUGGGGAAUUGCUUGGAUAGGUUUGCUAGGGUUCUUACUCUGUCCAAUGAUCCUAGCCCUGGGUACAACAUUGAACAGCUUGCAAAGAAAGGGGAAAAGUUCAUUGAACUUCCAUAUGUUGUAAAGGGAAUGGAUGUAUCAUUCAGUGGAAUACUGAGCUACAUUGAAGCCACUGCAGAGGAGAAGCUGAAAAAUAAUGAGUGCACACCAGCAGACCUUUGUUUCUCUUUGCAGGAAACUCUGUUUGCGAUGCUUGUAGAGAUUACAGAACGAGCAAUGGCGCAUUGUGAUAAGAAAGAUGUGCUAAUUGUUGGUGGUGUAGGAUGCAAUGAGCGCUUGCAACAGAUGAUGCAAAUAAUGUGCUCUGAGAGGGGCGGCAAGUUGUUUGCAACUGAUGACAGGUACUGCAUUGACAAUGGAGCAAUGAUUGCUUAUACUGGUCUCCUAGAGUAUGCAAAUGGUGCAUCGACUCCGAUGGAGGAAUCAACAUUCACUCAGCGAUUUAGAACCGAUGAGGUCCUUGCAACUUGGAGAGAGAAGGAAUCAGCAAAAGUCUGAAUAACAGCGGGGUAUAUUAUAUUGAGGUGAAGAUGUAAAUCUUAUUUGGUAUCUUCAGUUUGUUACACUUUCAUGGUCAAUCCAUGUGAUUGUAUUGUACUCUAUUUAUCUGCCCAUGUCGGCUUAUAAUGGUCCAUCCAUGUCAACUGUAAGUCGUACAUGAACAGUUUGUGUACUAGUUACACAUUUCCAGAAGAUUAUUGUAAUAUAUUGUUAUACAUUCUUAAUACUGGAAUUGCCACUACUUUGGGCCCUUUGAAAGCUUAUGAUCUGCUUGCAGCCUCUGAGUGCGUGGGCCGAUUCUUGAGCCAAGGGCGUGUUUCAUAGCUCUUAAAGCUUUGGGGCUUGUUUUCGGGUAUCAAGGAGUGAUGGUGGUAGUUUUUUCUGGUGCUCGUCAGUGCUGGUGGUGGUGGUGGUAGUUCAUUGCUACCUGGUCAGUAGUACAGAGGGUUUGGAAGGUGCAGUUUGGGUGACAGUAGUAGUCGGAAGCUCCGGGGGAGGGGGUGGAAGCAGCAAACACUUCUCCUUUUCCUUCAGUAUUUUUCCUUUCCAAAUAGUUUCUCACCCUUACUGAAAUCAUAUGCACCAAAUAUUAGUCAAAACUUGGAUGACUUACUGAGUCAUGCAAGCAAUUUAUCGAGUUAAUGCAAAUUUACAUUAUGCCUGAA